This is a messenger RNA of Ixodes scapularis (black-legged tick), 339 nucleotides long. RefSeq lists its product as uncharacterized. The coding region runs from base 1 to 339 and encodes 112 amino acids. Lineage: Eukaryota; Metazoa; Arthropoda; Arachnida; Ixodida; Ixodidae. The transcript is spliced from 2 exons. The record is from RefSeq and is a predicted model, not a curated record.
AUGACCUCUCGACGACAAGCGGCAAGCUCGCGGCGCACUGCGGCGCCGCAGUCGACGUACAAGGAGAAGAUGAAGCUGGUCCGCCUGGAGCUGGUUCGCCACAAGGGCCUGAUCGCGACCACGUCCGUAGCGCUCUUCUGCUUCGCCAGCUACUUCCUCAUCGUGUCCGUCGUCAUGCUCUUCUUUCACGCCAAGGCGGCCGAGCCCAGUGACAGCUUGGCCGUGAGGAUGGGCUUCCACCCGAUCAACAUUGCCGUUACCCUCAUGGCCAUGGGCGUCGGUUGCGCCACUGUCUCCAUGGCGCUCGCCUUCUCCAUCGAGGAUAUCAACUGGGCCUGA